GUAAAUACAUUGAAGGCGCAGGCCGAAUUGCCCGAAAAAACGUGUGCAGUGACUGAAUGGUUUUGCAUCAAGACGAAUAUCAUCAUGGCCCGUAAAAAGAGCAAAUCUAAAAAGGCAGCCCAGAGGAAGCAAAACUUAGCAGAGAAUGAUUACGGGAAAGCUCCACAUACGUUUGUCUUCAAUCGAGGUAGGGUCGGGAAGAAUGGACUCCAGCUUAUGCUUGAUACAAGACAAGUGAUGGAGCCCUUUACCGCAUCAAGUCUUCGGGCUCGAAAGAAGAACACUCUCAAAGACUUUGUAGGAGUAGCAGGUCCUCUUGGUGUCUCUCACUUUAUGUCCUACACAAAAACAGAUUCAGCGAUUCACAUGAGAAUAAUGAGGCUUCCCAGAGGGCCGACAUUGACCUUCAAAGUCCACAAGUAUACCUUAGCUAAGGAUGUUGUAUCGUCGUUACGGAGACCCAGUAUGUACGCAUCACAGUUCCUUCAUCAUCCUCUACUAAUCCUCAACAACUUCAACGGCAACGAACUCCGCUUCAAGCUCAUGACGACCAUGUUCCAGAACAUGUUUCCAUCCAUCAAUGUCAACAAUGUUCAUCUCAAUGACAUUAGACGGUGUGUUCUGCUCAACUACAAUUCUCAGACCAAACGGAUAGAGUUCAGACACUAUUCCAUCAAAGCUGUACCUAUGGGGAUGAGCCGUAGCACCAAGAAGCUUCUCCAGAGUAAAGUUCCUAAUCUAGGACGGUACGAGGAUGUUAGUGACUUCUUCCUAAACACUGGUAAUUUGUCAGAGAGCGAGGCUGAGAUGGAUGGAGAGCACAACGAGGUGACUCUACCCCAGAGGUUAGCCAGCCGAGGCAACCUUGACAAUCAGAAAAGUGCUAUUAGGUUGAUAGAGAUUGGUCCGCGACUACAACUUGGUCUCAUUAAGAUAGAGGAAGGUCUAUGUGAAGGAGAGGUACUCUAUCACGAAUCCAUAACAAAAACCAAGGAGGAAAUUUCAGCAGCCAGGCAGGUGAAAUUCAGGAAGAAGAUUGAAAAGAUCAAGAGAAAAAAGCAACAAGAGGCAAACAUAGCCAAGAAAAAGAAGGAGAAUGAAGAAAACAAGGCACGCUCUAUCGAAGGGAUGAAGAGGAAGUAUGGGAAAGAGACCAAGGAUGGGAAGAAUGUAGGAGAAGAAGAGGAUGGAGCAAAGAAGGAAGAGGAGGAUGAUGAUAGGGAGUAUUACAGAGAAGCAGUAGGAGAAGAACCAGAUGCAGGUAUGUUUCCAAGAAAGCGAUCGAAAUCUUCCCAGGGAACCAGAGGUAGGGGCACCAACAAGCGGCAGAAGUUUGGAUCCCAAGAUCGGAGUAGAGGAGAUUCAAGGGAACGAGGAGAUGGAGGACGAGGAGGAGGAGCAAGAAGGGGAGAGAGAGGAGGGAGAAGAGGAGGAGGCAGAGGAGGGAGCAGGGGUGGAAGAGGAGGUCAUCGUGAAUCAGGAGCCAGUAAAGGAAACGGAUCCUUCAAACCCAAAUUCAGUGCAAGAACUCGGGCUGCAAGAUCUAGAGGAGGAAGAGGGCAGAAGAGGUCAUUUUCAAAGCGCUAAAUGGAUGGAGAAAAUGAACACUAAAUUGGUCUACGAUUUAGGCCAAAAUAAUUUUGUCUUCCUCGAUAUUUAAUACACAGAUAUUUGGACUGGCCAUAUGAGGGUAGGAACUUUAUGAAAGGUGCAAACUGAUAUGCCUGCUUGAUUUAUCGUGUAAUGAAUUGUCGGAAAUAUGACUGGAAAAUAUUCUUAAUAUGAAACACUCGGCAAGAGUGUUGAUUUUCAUGAGACUCUUGUGGGAGAACAAUUGGUAUGAUUAUCUAGCCACUAGAAACAUUUGGUGAUUUCAAGUUAAUAGUUGAUGUUGGUAUCGAAUUUGAUUACUAAUCUAGCCUUUACACAAAUUUCUGGUUUAUUAAAAAUGAUACCUUGUAUAUCAUUGAUAGUUUAACACCUUGUGAGGUCAAUCCCUACCCCAGUGUCGUUUCAGGUGUGGUGUUGUGGCUGGUGCUAGGUAGUAUUGCCUCGAUUCUCAGCACCCCCCACUGAACUUGAAAUCGACAACCUCUACAGAUAUCUAUCUUUGAUCAUCAUCAUCAUCAUCCAAGAGAUUUAUAAAAGUACAAUGUGUGCAUCCAGAACAGUGUAAUUGAUAAAUAUCCUAGAUCCAUGGCCGAAGAUAAUAGAGUACCGAAGUGUGACGUCAUCAAUUUUCACUUUUUGCAUUUCAGCAUUUUUUAUGCCAUAUUUUGGUAGAGCAUGAUGGAAAAGCCCCACUUCCAAAAUUAGAUGUGAAUCGGUCCAUGGAGGCCUGAGAUAUGACCUCAUGAAUACAUAAUUAGCCCCAUUGAAGGCAAUGUAUUAUUGGCCUGGUUCUAAAAGUAAGGAACCAAACCAAUAAUACGUUGAUUUCAGUGGAGCUAAUUAUGUAAUCAUGAGGUCAUAUCUCGGGCCCCCAUAGACCAAUUCGCACCAAAUUUUGGUUGUAGAGGUAUUUCAUCAUGCUCUACCAAAAUAUGGUAUAAAAAAUUCUGAAAUACAAAAAAAAAAAUUUGUUACGUCAUCACUUCGGUACUCUAUAUGGAGUUCAGAAUAUAUGCCUAUGAAAUAACCACUUUAUCUCAAGGAUUUAUGUAUCUACAGUAGCUAUUAUACAAAGAUUCUACACCACCCAGCAAGUUGUUGGUGUCGUCUCAUAGUACAAACUUCAAUACGUAGAUUUUCCCAUGAGGCCGGGGGUCCACGAGUCCAAGGAUCACGCUUGUCUUACAUCAAAAUUAUUUUCAGCUUUGCCUAAUCUUAUAAAUCUUCCUAUCGGGUUUCAAAACAUUCCUGAAGGUGCACAGUUGACUUUUACGUGGUUAAAAUGACUACAGUAUUUUCUAGAAUGUAUGUUUCAUUUUACAUUGACGAUCAGGCUAAGCGGAAACUCUUGAUGUUGGCCUCCUAGUAUUGUUGCAUUGUGACUUUCAUUGUCUCAUUUGGUUACACUUCGUAAUUCCGAAGGUUCUUUAUUCCGAAGGUUCGUAAUUCCGAAACACGUAAAUUGCCUAUACCUCGUUCGUUA
Molecule: messenger RNA, 3094 nt
Organism: Lytechinus pictus (painted urchin)
Lineage: Eukaryota; Metazoa; Echinodermata; Echinoidea; Temnopleuroida; Toxopneustidae
Product: suppressor of SWI4 1 homolog
Exons: 13
Coding region: 85-1587 (500 amino acids)
Biological process (GO): rRNA processing; ribosomal large subunit assembly
Cellular component (GO): preribosome, large subunit precursor
Molecular function (GO): rRNA binding
Source: RefSeq, a predicted model, not a curated record